Esox lucius (northern pike) is the source of this 2708-nucleotide messenger RNA. Its product is annotated as carcinoembryonic antigen-related cell adhesion molecule 5. Bases 212 to 1678 code for a protein of 488 amino acids. The transcript is spliced from 13 exons. Lineage: Eukaryota; Metazoa; Chordata; Actinopteri; Esociformes; Esocidae. The record is from RefSeq and is a predicted model, not a curated record.
ACAUACAAAUAAUGCUAUAAAAAUCUUUGAUGUAUGAUGGCAUUGUUUCUAUUAAACAUAUUUUUAUAAUAAAUGGAUCAAUGGCUUUCCACCAGAGGGGAUAUGGGUGGAACUCCCACAGAUCUUACUUUCACUUUUCAUUGAAAUACUUUAUUUUGUGAAAAGAACAUUUGACAUAUUUGGUACAUCAACAUUUCAGGCAUUUCACAUAAUGCCUAACCAAAUGAAAUUGUUCAUCUUAUUGUGUUCGGCAAAGGCUGUGUUCUCCAAAACCGAGAUUUUGUCUCAUAAAUUUGGAGACAAUGUUGUGUUGAAGCCAGACUCCAGGACUAACCCCCCCUCAUCAAUCCUAUGGAGGCUGGGGCAGAACAAGGUGGCAGAUUUUGACACAGAUUUUGGUCCUGAUGUAACGUACUAUGGUGACUUCAACGGCCGCACAACCCUAGAUAAAACUACUGGAGAACUGACAAUCACCGGGUUGAGGAAAACAGAUGAAGGGGUUUACUCUGUGGAGUUUAACAGCAAACGGCUUGAGAAGACAUAUACAUUAUCUGUUCUCAAACCAGUCCCCAAACCAGCUAUCAUAGUUUCCUGCAAUGACAACAAAACCUCCUGCACUCUGACCUGUAAUGGUGACACAGCUGGUGCUGAACCAGUCACCUACUGGUGGAAAGUGGGAGAGAGGAACUGGGAGAAUAUUAGCAAGUUACUGACUGUCAGUAAGAAUGACAGUAAACUCCAUCAAAACGAUUACAAGUACACCUGCAAGCUGAAGAAUGGUGUUAGUGAGGAAGACAGUGCUCCAGAGGGACAGUUGUUUGACCCAAAACCAGUCCCCAAACCAACUAUCAUAGUUUCCUGCAAUGACAACAAAAUCUCCUGCACUCUGACCUGUAAUGGUGACACAGCUGGUGCUGAACCAGUCACCUACUGGUGGAAAGUGGGAGAGGGGAACUGGGAGGGGAUUGGCAAGUUACUGACUGUUGCUAAGAGUGACAGUAAACUCCAUCAAAAAGGUUACAAGUACACCUGCAAGCUGAACAACUCUGUUAGUGAGAAAGUCAGUGAUCCAAUCGGGCCGUUGUUUGACCCAAAACCAGUCCCCAAACCAACAAUCAUAGUUUCCUGUAAUGACAACAAAAUCUCCUGCACUCUGACCUGUGAUGGUGACACAGCUGAUGCUGAACCAGUCACCUACUGGUGGAAAGUGGGAGAGGGGAACUGGGAGGGGAUUGGCAAGUUACUGACUGUUGCUAGGAGUGACAGUAAACGCCAUCAAAACGGAUACAAGUACACCUGCAAGCUGAAGAAUAGUGUUAGUGAGAAAGACAGUGAUCCAGUGGGACAGUUGUUUGGCCAAACAUCUAGUUUUGUUGGUGUUGGUGUUGGUGUUGCCAUCCCAUGUGCUGCAAUUGCCAUUCUAGUUUUUGUGGUGUGGAGGAAAAAAACAGGACCUCCCAACAACACUGUGAGCAGAUUUAGGAAAACUUGUGGUGAGAACAAAGAGCAAGACAACACAGGCAGAGUGGACCAGGGAUUGGGGAAUGGAGAGAAUAAAGAGCAAGAAAACCCAAGCAGAGUGGAACAGGAAUUGGUGAAUGUAGCUGAAGUGAAUGGAUUCAACAACGCUGAAGAAUCUAAUGAACAAACCAAAGUCAUUUUCGAUGACAAGCUGUAGAUUAUCCAGUAUUUCCGGAUGGAGGUCAUGAGCCCAUGGAUCACUCCUCAAAACUACCUGGUCUGACUGCUCACUGCUGUCCUUGUCCAAAGUCCUCAUGUUUUUGCUGAUCUAUUGACUCCUGCUGCCACUGGCAACAGCCCACCUGGACGUCCUUGUCCACCUGGUUGUGCAGCUGAUCUGGAUUCUGUCUAAAGACUCUGGAUGCAGCCAAUCUGCAUUUAUUCACCUGCUGGUCAUAUGAAUAUUCGACUCACAGCCAUAAGAAGACUGGCCACCCAUCAGAGUCUGGUUCCUCUCUUAUUUGAAUUAGUAAAACAUCUUAUUUCCUCUUGCUUUCUGUCAGCUGGCCAGUUAGUGCUGUUAGCAUUUCAGUUGGUUACGUCACUCACUAAGUGACCUUGAAGUAGUUGUUGUAUUUGCUCCAUAAGGGCCUCGGCAGUUACAAUUGUGAUGAGAGGAUCACUGGUUCGAGCCCCGCAUGGGACAGUCGGAGAUUGGAGGAUGCAAUGCUGUUACACACAGGCCACUAAUGUAAACUGAACCGGGUUUGGGCAGAUAAAGCAAUCCUUUUCCAGUGUUGGUGAUCACGUCAAGUUGAGCUGCUUCUUUUAUGCUGAUAGGAGUGGAACUGUAAGGUUGUGUUCUGAAAUAGCACAUCCAUAAUAAUGAAGGUUGUGUGUCGUUCUGCACACCACUGUUGUAUUGCACUGUUAUUAUUCAUGCGCCUGUUUGUGACCAGCCUGUUAGCUUGCAUGAUUCUUACCAUUCUUAUUCAACCUCAUCAAUAAGCUGUGAAAGCAAGAAUAAGCUUUUGUAUGUAAGACAAGCAUUAUCUUCUGUUUAUUUGCAAAGCACAGCAGAUGUGGAGAAAAGUGUGGGCUUUGAGAACUGUAUCCAAUACUUUCUUGGGCACUGCUUGGUGAGGCAAAUAUGUCAGUUAAUUGAUAACCAUGUACCAUUUCAUGAUUAAUUCAUCAGUCUUGGUGUACUCAAUAAACCAGUAUUACUCGGUAAUCAGAAUUACUCA